GCAGGAAAGGCCUCGUCCUCACGCCGGCGUUGUGUCCCGUGUCAGCGCUGGACGCGAACGGACACGGAAAACCGUUAGCUUCGUUUGGCGCCUCUGAGGUUGUGGUGCGCGCGCGCGCGCGCAGCCAAAUCCCUCGCGGGGAUUGGUCGAUAAUUUCCCGCUUUCAACAAAUGAAAAGGCGCACGAGCGCGUAUUUCAUCCAACCAAUUAAGGUGAAGCGGCCGAAGCGGACCUCUGUGAGAGCAGCCGAGUUCCACCGGAGCGGGGAGGGGGGGUCCGUCUGUCUCUCCUUCGGCGAGCAGGGGGGCGCGCAGCGAGCUGAAGUGACACACAGAGGGACAGAGCAGAUACAGAGACCUGAAUUCCGGAGCAACGGACUUCGCCUCCGCUUUGGUUCCGCUGUUCCGGAGGACUGGACCGGGCUGAGCCCAGCUGCUCUCCGCUUUAUUUUUCCCGAAUCUCCGGGGGAAGAUGUCCGUGUGUCUUCGGUCCAAGCACAGAGUGAAUAACGUCGCUCGGUGCUGAAGCGGACCUGGCGAGGAGCCGCGGAGCUAGCUCGCUAACCAGCAGACCAGCGGCGGACAGUGAUGAGCGCUGAGGCUCGCCGCCUGAGGAGCUUUUCCAUCGUCGCGACGCCGAGCAACAUGGUGACCAGCGUGUGCUGCGUAUCCAAGCCCAGCUGCUCCCCGGAAUACAGCCCGCGACACGCAGUGAGAAUCCAAGAUUAACAAAGGACCGCAGAAGCCAAGAAGAGCUAGCUGAAAGAGCCAUCAGUGUGGAUGAGGAUGACUGGAGCCCCAGCCAGGAAAAAAAGUCUUUCUUUUUUAAUGAGGAUUAAACAGCGUAUGGUUUUGUUCUUCUUUUUAUGAGCCAGGGGCUUUUUGCAAAGGAUGUUGAUUUGCACGGAUUGAAGUAUUUGUCUUCUUGUUCUUCUUCUUUCUUCUUAAAGCGCAACCAAAACCAGUGCCAAACAUUAACUGUGCCAAGCAGAAGCAAAAAAGAAAAAUAAUUUCAACUGUAAUUUUGAGACAUUUUUUCAUCAUUUAAUUCUAAUUGUCAAAACAUAUUUUAACCAUUUCCAUUACGUUCCAAAUUAACCUUUUUUUUGGAAAAAAAAAGUUUAUCCUACCAGUGACCUAACAGUGAAACUCAUAGUCAAGAAGAAAGUAUUAGAAAGUGGUCAAAAGAUUUUUUUGUUAAAAACAGUUGCUGCUCCAAGAAUUAGGGAGCAUAGUGCAUUACUGGUUUGAAGUGCUUUAUUUAAGAGUGGAUGUUAGCAGUGCAUUAGCCUGCGUGCUAGCACACUCUCUCACUGGGAGGAGUUGCCCUGGACUGACUGAUCAAUGGAUGGUUGGGCUUGAUGGAUGCCCGGUACAAGCCUCAUUAAACUCCCCAAAGUGACCUGCUGCUAAUUUUCUCAAUUAGUCCACUGUCCCCCUCAAUGAGUCCUCGCCUGUGUCUAAUUCAUCCUAUGACCUCUGAGCCGUUCUGCGCUUCUGCUUUUUCACGAGAACUUUCUCCCUCUCUUUUUCUUCCCUGAUUUCUGCGCACUGUGCACAUUUAGAACAAAGCCCUUAAGAGACUUUUUGCCUCUGAAGGGAUAAAAACAAAACAAAACAUUGAAGCCAUAGGCCCCAUAGCCAUGCUAAUGUUAAUAUCCCUGUCAUUGCAGAAGCCAUAAUACCCAUAGCCAUGCUAAUGUAAGGAUCCCUGUCACACGUUGAGAUUGGGUUUUGCAACUAUGAAAAAUCUGAAAUUGCUUUAGAAGCACAGGUGCACAGGUAUAUUCAGGGAUACUUUAGAGACCAGUAGUGGCACAGGUGCAUUCUGCCAUAUUCACCAGCACGCGAUCUGUGGCUUUAAUCUGUUUACAUAAGUAAUAUGUUCAAUUUUCCACUACUUUCCACUGUUUGGAAGAAGUGAAAGUACGCCUCCGUACACAGAACAGAUUAAUUGAUUUGGCUGAGAGGGUCAAUACUGUGUUUGUUGCCCUCCACGAGUUCCGUAUUGACGAAUGAAUCCCACCUCGUUCAUGUCUGUUCAGUGGGCACAGUCGCGCUGUCCUGCCAGAACUGGGCCCAAACCCCCAUUUGUUUUAUUCUGUUGGGCUGAGUUAAACCCAGAGCAGAGACAUUCGCGCAAAAGAGUUCAACAUACCUAGACCGUUCAACAGACAGUUCUUGAGCUUUGCUUAUACCCAACUUCACCCACUGUUCCUUACACAGUCAUUUUCUGUGGCACCCCAUAAUACGUGUAAAAACACACCCACCUUCUCUGACUUCUUGUCAAGUCAAAAAUUGACAUAUGCUGCUUUGGUACCUUUUAUGAGUACCCUGACUGACAAGACUCUGCUGAAGCCUUUGUGAUGAGCCGUUGUCUUCUUGUAUCGCCUUUAGAAAAAAGAUCAGCUCUUCCUUCAUUUUGAAAAUUCAGAGUUUAAUUUGCAAUCACUUCUUUGAGGUUAUUUUCUUACUGUAUGCUCUUGCGUUUUCCUGUAGCCUCAAUGACUUCCUGAACACAGAGGUUGUAUUUUUGUAUGCGUAUAGACCACAAAAUUUACAUGUUGUUGUGAUCAGUUGGAUUGUGGAAUCAAUGCCCAUUUAUCUAGAGGCUUGAAAGUUCUUGUUUUUCGCUUUAUUAUUUUCAUUGACACUGCCGAAUACAUAAACCCUCUCAGAUUUGUUUACAACACGUCAAUUCUCAGAGCUGCCACAAAUCGUUUACAGUUCAAGGAAGAGCUAAAAACAACCGUAACAGGUUUUUACUGGAGUUGAUAUCACUUUGUUUUCAUAGAGGUUUCAUAGAGGUGUUGUGCAACUAAAGUGCCAACUAGGAGCAAGAACAUUUGUCAAAACAUAAUGGAAAAGUAGACUUCAACAUAUAAAGUUUACACUUAAAGAGAAAUGUUUACAUGUUCCCUUUUAGGUGGACUAAUAUAUAUGUGGAGCAAUUUGUUAGUGUGAUAGCUCAGUUAGAGAAGCUUGCAUAAAACAAACCACAUAUAAAAAGUAAAUGAACCUGUUACCUUGAUGUGCUUAAGUGGUGCGUCUACACUGUUAACGUUUUUUCUUUAGGGUAUGAGAUUGUCCUCAACAGAGGAGUCAAUUUUUCAUCUAGACCAUGCUCAGUAAUUUUACAGAACAUUCCAUCGAUUAAAAUAAUCUGCAUUUAUUUCAGUUUGAGCCAGAAUAUCUGUAAAACAUUCCUUCUCUCUGAACAUGCCCAUUACCACAAUAAUUUCAACCAAGCAAAAACUGAAAGUUCAGUUUGAAAUGUAUAAAUGUAUUAACUCUGUGUGCAUUUCUUAUAUUGAUAUUUUCCAUAGUAAUAUGUUUACACACAGACAUCACCAACCAGAAGUUGCAAAUUUAGAUGUGCAUUUUGCAUAUUGAAUAACUUGCAUACCAGUGUAUGCCCAUUUAAACAUAAAAAAACUUCUUGCCUAUAUCUCAUAUACUGUCACAGUGACGCAUAACUUUUGAUAGACUUUUCCUCAGUAAACCAGUCUUUUGUAGAUCUGAGAACUCUUUUGUACAAAAGUGUACGUCUUUCUUUGAUACAAAAGAAGGCCCCAGCAUCAAAAUGACAUCUGCUGCCAUCUUGUUUUUUGUCCUCCUAUUGGACCAUGUGGUUUCCACAGUGGCUAUUACCUCACAGCGGCACUCAGCCAAUGGUGGGCCACUGUUGCUUCUGUUGAAAAGCCGGGGAAAGGAGACCCAGCCCCCUUCCUUGAAGGGACUGGAAAAGCAAGCAGCGGCUAUGGCAGCGGAGCCUGAGGCGGCUGAGAUACCCCCAUUGCCCCUUCCCCAAAUCAUGCUCCCUCGCAAUGUGACAGCCGAUGCCCUGAAGCCCCCGCUGGGGGCCGCACAGGUGGCGCCACCGCCCCGCAAACGGGUGGACGUUGAUGUGUGCCGGGGCUACUACGACGUGAUGGGCCAGUUUGACAACACCUUUAACUGUACUAAGGGCACCUACAUCUACUGCUGUGGCACGUGCCACUACCGCUUCUGCUGUGAGCAUCAGCGCAACCGGCUGGACCAGGACUCAUGCACCAAUUACAAUUCACCCGUCUGGGCAAACACACAGGUGCCUGCCACCCAGCCCCCGAGCCGUUCUGACCCGGACUUCGACCCACUGCAGCAGCAGAGUAACAAUACAGCUUACGUCAUUGGUGGUGUCAUCUCUUUCACACUGGCUGUAGCCAUUGGAGUCAAGGUGGCUUGCCACAAGAUAUCCCGCAGACCCAGGAACCGAGACAUUAAUAUGCCUAGAGCAUUGGUUGAUAUCCUGCGUCAUCAGUCCAGCCCAAUCCAACAGAGUGAGAGGAACAACAGCACCAUCUUGACCACUGCCACCACCAGUGAGGCUACUCUGGGACGGCAGUCCAAAAACCUCUAUACACCUAUCCUCCAGAGCAAAGACAACCGGAUUGGGAAACACAAUUUAACCCAGCCUGGGUCCAGCCCCAAGCACACGGCUACUAUUGAGCGUGUACCACGGAUGAACAACGCUCAGCUGGCCUCCACAGGAACUCUGCUCUCCAGCAAGGCCAACAACGCAGGCCCUCAUCCAACAUUUUCUCACUCGUUCCACAACCUGGCCCAGCUCCCUCCUUCAUACGAGGCUGUUAUGAAACCUGAAAUUAACCGCUAUUCUUCCCUCAAGAGACUAGAAAAAGAUCUGGACGAUUACACAGGUUAUUAUACCUCAAAGAGACGAACCAACAAUGCACCACCUUCUUUUCACUCCUCCCAACAUCACCUGCACUGGGGGGGUGACUAUACUCUAGGGGCACGGGGAACGUUGCCUCUGCACUCAUCCCAUACUCGAAUCCAUGUACCUACUUCUACCUCUACGCCAAACCCUUACCCCUUACCCCAGUCGCCAUACAGCCCCACAUUUGAGACAAUGAGCAAGCCUCCACGCCGGGUGUUGUCUCAAGACCAGCUUCUGGCCCUGGGAGAAGGAAACCCCCUCUCUCACCUCUCCAAGAACCAGCAGCACCAGUACUACAAAGCCAUGACCACCAGCAAGAGUUCCAACUCCCAGGCACUGCGAAAGUCCUACGAGCGCCUCCUGGUGUCGCCUGAUCAUCUAGAGGAGAGAAUGAUGAUGGGUGGGAUGGGUGACUAUGGGGGCAUGAUGUCCACCAUGUCUCAUCUCGACCACCAAAAGAAAGCGCAGUCGCAGCAGAACGUGUGCGUGACGCCCUCGCUCGACCGCCACCACAUGAUCAAGAUGAACUCGCACCCGACUUCUGGACGUGAACAGGAGCGUAGCACUGCUGCUGCCAUGUCAGCUGGCCAUGGGGCUGGCACUGUGUGCUGGGGGGAGGGACACGGUUCUGGGGGCGGCGCCGGAACUAUGGGCCACAGCGCCCGCAGGAUGGCCUUUGCCACAAAGCGGCAGAACACCAUUGAACAGCUGCACUUCCUUCCUGGAGGAGGCGGGGGAGGGGGUGGCGGGGCAGGCGGCCAGGCGCUGAGGACAGGGAGUAAGAACGAAGUCACUGUGUGAGGGAGGAUCGAGAGAGAAAGAAGACAGAAAAGGGCUUGAUAGAAUGUGAGAUGCUGAGAUGCAUUUGCUCAAAUGAAAGAGGGGAGAAAAGACUUUAAGGAAAGCUUAGAGUGAGAAUGAACAAUGAAGUGGAGAAAAGGGAAAGUAACAGAGGUUCAGAGUGAGAACAGAUGUAGGGUGUGAAGCUCAUAGCAAGGAAACUUGGUGUAUUGCUAGGGCCUCAGAGAGGGAAAGAUGUGAGAUAAUGCAAGUGAGAAUCCCUUAUUUGCCCCCUGCUGCUUGUUGCUAAGAAACAAGGAUAGGAUAAACCCUUGUGAUAUGAAGGUGUUUUUGAGAAGAAACUAGAUGAACUAAGAAGGUUCCCAGUUCUUUCUUAUAUAUGACUGUAUGUGUACUGUAUAUUAACAUUUUGGAGGCUACAUGAAGGCAUAUUUUCAGAAAGUGCUGGUGAAAAAAAAGUAAGUAUCAAAGAAGCUUUCUCUAAUGAGUAUCUUCCUACAAUUUAAACAUAUUACUGCAAGUUUUAGUGAAGACUCUUGUUGGAUAUGAUAGAAAUGAGAGAAAGUGACAGGUGAAAGCUUGUGUUGUCUAGGAGUUUACUGAAGCAUCUCCUGACUAAAUAAAUGGAUUUUUUAUUCUAUAAAGAAUCAUUUGACAAGUAUCAUGGAUUGUGCUGUGACAAGUGCACAACGAGAAUGAUAACACCAAAAAAUGUUCAGCAAUUUACUACUUUAUGCUGAGGAAAAUAAGGGAAUUCAGAAAUAUAGUGGAGUUCCACCAGACAUAAGACAAGCUGGAAGCUUUGAGGAAGACACUGAAAUUGUGUGUGAUCAAUUUUGUAACUUGACUUUAGAUCUAAAGAUGUGGCAUGUUUUUUAAAUCAACUUGGGGGUGGGGUUGGGAUGAACCAUGGUUUGACACAGUGCAGCUUCUGAGCUGGACAGUAUUUUAGAUAACAGUGACACAGAUUUGUCCCAAUUUGUCUCCGGCUAGUUCAUGAUAUCUUUGAAAAGGUGCCUCUGAGAGCAGUUGGUGGUGGUAGUCGUUGAUUCAUACACAGAUCGGUCAUUCGUGGCGGAUAUUUAGAGUGUCUAGAAGAAGACUAGAUCUAGAGGAAGGAAACAUUUAUUGACUGGAUCCGUCCAGCGCACAGUAUCUGGUAGUAAUUAGUCAGUAGGCAUCACGCCUUUUCAUGCAUGUCUGACCAGUCAUGGGACCGCUACGUUUGACUUUUCCGGUCAGGGUCCUUUUUGGUCUGUUAUCAUGGGAGUAUAAGAGUAGACAAAAUAAUUAUGAGCAUGCAUUAUUAUCAACAAAGAUCAAACUCUCACACAAUUUGUAACUGCAGCUGUUCACUGUAUUAGGUCAGUGGGGAAUGGGAAAGGGGAUGGGCAUACAGUGGACACUUUACUCCAAGGGCUAUUCUGAAACUUUACUCUGUAUGUCUGUGCUUCUGUGUUUGGUCGAGAAUUUUUUUUUCUUUUUUUUAAUUUUCAUUGUCAUGUGUCAGUGUAAGCGACACAGCUGUUUAGAACAAAAUGAUAAUCUAUCACUAAGAGUAAGGAAAAAAACACAAAGCAAGUUCUGACAUAACUAAUUAUGUAGUCUGGCAAGCCUAACAUCUUACAACAUGUUAAGAUGUGUCAUUUUCCCAUUAAUAAGCAGGCUGACUUUUGUAUAUUAUAUUCUGAAAAGCAAUGGCUUUUGUUAAAGGGUUUCUGUAUAUUUCUCUGCUGUAUACUCACCAAAUGGACAGUGUUGGUGUGAGUUACUGAGACUAGACUGAACUGAAAGUCCAUAUGGCUGAAAUCAGUGGAAAUCUAAAUGGCCACAAUAUAGGCCCAUAAUCUGAAAAUCAAAUUAAGCAUUUAAACAUUUCUUUCUACUGAAGUUAUAUCAGUAUAAAACAGGAAAAAAAAGCUUUGAUGAAUUCCCAGUGUUCAGAUGUGUAUACAUGCCAAUUUACGUGCACAUAUUGUUUUCAUUAUGAUUAAUAUUCUUCAUUCCAUCCUAAUUAUUCUGCUUAAGUUUCUGUGACUUCUGUUGAACUUUUUUUGUUACUAUUGAAGUUUCUAGUGGAUCUCAACCUUUGUAAUUACUGACAAAAAAGCAGAUGCAAUCAAAGUGAAAAGACAAAAAGCAUGAAGAUGUCAAAGCCAGUGUUGAUGAUGUCAUAUUGCUGACUUUUGAUGUCAAGGUGUGUAUGUGUCCUGUUUGUGUGUCUGUAUUUCUGUGCCUGUGUGUAGUUCAGUGUCUGUUUUGGAAUGCUGAAUCUCACAUUUUGUCUGACUUCUGUCUGAUUUGUAAGAAGUCAGAGAAUGUGCAUUUCAGAAAGCCCCAAGGAAAAUUAAAAAAUCCCAAAUACUGCUUUAUUUUUUUGUUCAUGUGAGUUUUUUUAAUCCCAAGCUUCCAUGACAAUAAAUGUCGUAAUUAUUUCCAAACCUGUUUUCCCUAAAGUAUUUUUGAUCAUGACAAUUUUACCUCUUGAUUUUUGAUUCUGUUGUUUAUUACAGACACACAAAUGAUGUAGGGCAUGAUCUGAUCUAGUGUAAUGUUGUUUCUAAUAAAAACCUUUUUCUUUUUUUUUAAUUGAAAAUAAACUCCUCAUCACUACAACAAGA
Pygocentrus nattereri (red-bellied piranha) is the source of this 8138-nucleotide messenger RNA. RefSeq names its product shisa family member 7 (gene shisa7b). Lineage: Eukaryota; Metazoa; Chordata; Actinopteri; Characiformes; Serrasalmidae. Gene Ontology annotation, cellular component: AMPA glutamate receptor complex; postsynaptic density; postsynaptic membrane. Bases 3583 to 5517 code for a protein of 644 amino acids. The transcript has 7 exons. Gene Ontology annotation, biological process: regulation of AMPA receptor activity; regulation of short-term neuronal synaptic plasticity. The record is from RefSeq and is a predicted model, not a curated record.